Macroventuria anomochaeta is the source of this 3849-nucleotide messenger RNA. RefSeq lists its product as uncharacterized. The coding region runs from base 341 to 3730 and encodes 1129 amino acids. The record is from RefSeq and is a predicted model, not a curated record. The transcript has 2 exons. NCBI's taxonomy places the organism in Eukaryota, Fungi, Ascomycota, Dothideomycetes, Pleosporales, Didymellaceae. Gene Ontology annotation, molecular function: RNA binding.
UCGUCGCUUUCCUCGACCGCGCUCGCCGUGCCUCGAGACGCUGUGAGGCUCCUCGAGAUCCUCCGGACCCCCGCAUAUACAAGCACCAGCCGCGACACUCGACCCGCAGCACACUCUCGACUGAGCCGUGUUCGCUGCUGUACUGUGGAGAGCACAGAUUCAUCUGUACAUUGCGCAUCGACGGACUGGGUCCCAAGGGCGUUUCUGCUUGAAAGCCCCUUGCACAGGCUUGCGCUGAGCGACCACACCCUCUUUGGCCGGCACCAACCACCUGCGCGCGCCCACCUCUCCAGCAACCCACAGCUCCUACACGGUCGAGAGACAGCAUCUAUAAUCCAUAAUGGCUCCGACCUCGCGCCCCGAACAUCACAUCAACCUGGCCUAUCUGCCCCAGUUGAGCUCCAACGCCCCGCACUCUGCCUCCUCCAGCGGCGCUGCAUCGCCCGUUGAGCCUCCAUCUGGCGGCCGCUUCCCUCCAAGCACGUCGAACCCAUUGGGCGCGGCUGCAGCAGGCGCACGGCUGGGCUCCGGGUCUCCGUCGCAUGAAUAUGGCGGUAGGCUAUUUUCCAAACGUGCACGCGAGAUCCAAGCACAGGAAGGAUUGACUCCACCAAUGUGGGGGCCUCCUACCAGCGGCAACUCCACGCCAUUGCGUGAGACCAUCCCGGAGUCUCCCAGCGGUGACAGCUUCCCUGACUUCAACCAUGCCAUGCCAGAGACCACGUCAGCCUCCCAGACAUCUACCCGUCGUGCCCGCGCUGGCACUCUGCCUUCACGCUUCUCUCCCUCCGCAGCACCCGGUGGCUUAAUGUCCUUGCCCUCUUCCUCCCUCCUGCCCAAGACCUCGCGCCCUACACCCUCUACUAGCCCCUUCAAGCCCGGCCCAGGCACACCCACGGAGACCAGUGGAGGCUUCGCUGCACCUGGCUCUACCAACGCUGCUGCCAAAUCAGUACUUCUCUCUCGCCUUCGUGCUGGCUCAAUGCCUCAACGCCCUGGAUACCUGCCUCCCUCUGUCUCCCCGUUCGGCAACUCCAUCUUUUCCACUGGCUGGACGAGCAACCGCGAGCGCAGCAGCACGCUUCACAGCAUUGCUUCUCAGCCAUCGAAUGGACCUGGCUCACCUCAGUCACAUUUCUCCCGGGACUCGCUUGCUGAUACCGAUGUCAAGACCCUUGACUACCUCGGCCUUGUAGACACACCUCAGCCAGUGCGCGCUCAAUUGGCUCCCUCUGACAUUGAACUUCUCCUUGAGAGCCAAAGGAAUGCCAAUAGCCAGAACAUGAGCAGUGCCAACCGCUUCCGCUCCUACUCGGUCAACGCCAAGGAGAAGUAUGCUGAAGAUGAGGAUGAGCUCGACCAAUUCGGCAACUACAGUGGUGCUAUGACGCCAGCUGAGGCGAACGCUCUUCUGAUCCACGAAGCUGUUCGCCAACACAACCUUGAGGUUCAAGCUUUUGCCAACUACGCCUCAAGUGCCCGUCCUCGUGCCAGGACUGCUGGCGUUUUGGACGCACCUCAGCAACGGCUGAUGCGGAGCUACAUGCCCACUCGUCUGGGAGCCUCCGACUUGACGGAGGAUGCUGAAUACAGCCUUGCCGAGUCCAUCAAGAACCUUCAUCUGCGUAGUGCACAUGAGUCGAGCGCGAACCUCGGCGACGAUGGCACGCUUGAAGGCCCGACUCGAUCUCUGUGGUUGGGCAACAUUCCUUCGUCCACGACCGUCUCGUCUCUUAACGUCAUCUUUAGCACUUUCGGGUCCAUCGAGUCCACUCGUGUUCUGACACACAAGAACUGCGGUUUCGUCAACUUCGAGAGCCUUGAGAGCGCCGUGCAGGCCAAGUCUCAGCUCAACGGCAAGGAGAUCUUCCCUGGAGCCGGACCCGUGCGCAUUGGCUAUGCUAAGAUCCCAAGUGCGGCUGCUACGCCUGGUCACAACGGCCUUUUCCCUUCGCCGAGCCCAGACCCACACGCCAAAGCUCAGGCGGAAGGCACGACUGGUACUAACAACACCACGAUGGCAAGUACUGCUAGCUUGGCUACUGCAAACGCGCCUCUGACGACUCCCGAGCUGACUGACAUCCGCGGCGACAUUGUCCAGAUCGUGAAAGAUCUGGGUGCAACGGACGAAGACCAGAGCAGGAUCAUCACACAGGUGGAGGCAGCCAUCCAGUACAACAGCUACGUUGACGAGAUUCCUCCUGUUGAGGAGCCUAGCCACACUCGUGUUCACGAUGCACCAAGGCUGCGUGAGAUCCGCAAGCGUAUCGAUAAUGGCUCUUGCUCUACUGAGGAGAUUGAAUCGAUUGCCAUGAACAUGCUUCCUGAAAUCGCCGAACUCUCAUCCGACUACCUUGGAAACACUGUUGUCCAGAAACUGUUCGAGCACUGCUCUGAGCACGUCAAGGAGGCUAUGCUUCGCGAGAUCGCCCCUCACCUGGCCAAGAUCGGUAUCCACAAGAACGGAACGUGGGCUGCGCAGAAGAUCAUCGAUGUCUCCAAGACACUCACGAUGCAGAAGAUGGUUGUGGAAGCUCUCCGACCGUACGCCAUGGCUCUCUUCCUCGACCAGUUUGGCAACUACGUCAUGCAGGGCUGCCUCAAGUACCAACAUCUCAACAACUUUAUCUUCGAGGUGAUGCUUGGCCGUCUCUGGGAUCUUGCCCAGGGUCGCUUUGGAGCUCGCGCUAUGCGUGCCUGUUUGGAGAGCCACUUUGCAAGCAAGGACCAGCAGCGUACAGUUGCCGCUGCGAUCGCCCUUCACAGCGUGCAGCUCGCCACCAACGCUAAUGGCGCGCUGUUAUUGACUUGGUUCCUCGAUACUUGCACUUUCCCUAGGAGGCGUACUGUCUUGGCUCCUCGUCUGGUCCCCCACAUUGUCCACCUCUGCACACACAAGGUUGCUUACCUUACCGUGCUGAAGAUUAUCAAUCAGCGCAACGAACCGGAAGCUCGCGAUAUCAUCCUCCAGGCAUUGUUCUUCUCGCCCAAUGAUCAGGUCUUGGAAGAGAUCUUGUCUGACCAAAACUGCGGUGCUACCCUUAUCUUCAAGGUUCUCACCACUCCUUUCUUUGACGAGAAGAUCCGCGCAGAGGUCGUGCAGAACGUGCGCAACGUCCUUGUUCGCAUCAAGGCUCAGCCCCAGCAGGGCUACAAGCGUCUCAUGGACGAAGUAAGUCUUUCCACGCGAGGUGGACCCGGCCACCGCGACUCGUCUGCCACCCGAUCUGCAUCGAGGGACAGCUCGCAUAUCGAGCCGAGAGGUUUCUAUGGAGCUCCCGCUCCUGGCUUCGACCCAGUUGGCCUACAGCGCACCUCAAGCAUGGACUCUAAUGGCUUUGACCAGUAUGCCAUGGGGCCUGGUGGACCGAUGUACAUGCCCAACAUGCAAGCUAUGAACGGCCAGCAGCAGCUUCAGUACCAGCAGCUGCUUGCUCGUCAGGGCCAGUUCUACCCUCAUAUGAACGGUUUCCAGCCUGGAAUGGACGCUUACCGCAACGCGUCUCCGGUUGCCGCUCCUGGCUUCACUGGCUCGCCAAUGAUGCAGCCUGUCACCCUUGCAGGUCAAGGCAUGCCGCCUGGUAUGGGUGCGCAGAUGUACCCCUAUGGAAUGUACAUGCCUCAACAGCAGCAGCAGCAGCAGCAGCAGCAACAGCAGGCUGCUGGAGGUGGCCAGCGACGUGGUCGGGUAAGCAGAAAUGCGUCCCCAGCGCCUGGCGCUAGACGCUAACCUCUCCUACAGAGAUAGGCUCCUCUCCUCCAGACAGUCUCCUCUUAGCUGCUCGCAGCUUUCCCAGCGUUGCUUUCGAUAGUAUCGCAUCAUUCUUGUCUAUUGUUUCGUCAUCUCUU